UAUUGUUUCAACUGUGGUGUUAAUUAUAUAAAACACGACUUUACGGCGAAAUAAAGAAGGGACUCUAUAUGAACUCCCUCGCACUAAAAAACUUCACACAAUUGUGAUCUCGCAAAAUCCUCUAUUUCAUUGGCUAAUCUAUGGAACUGUUUAUAAAUAAUUGACGGCGAUAAAUUUUAAGAUGUAGUCUGUCAUCGGACGUAAGUGGCAGGGCGUAAGGAGCAACCAUACGUUCCUGCUCCAAGGCUUUGGAAACAGUUGGUACCAACGUUGCAACGUUUAUGGGAUCUAUAUUGUUAACAGCUCAAGCAACAAUCAAAAAUUGGAUUAACAAAAUCAAGCUUCGUCAAAAUAAAAUGCUCAAACAACAAACAAGGAUAUAAAAAAAAACAAUCAACAUGGGUUGUGGUUCUUCCGGCAACGUGGUUCCAAGUCAAGACGACUCUACUAAUGACCAAGGGAAGAUGGUGAACGGUAACGGUCACCACGAUGACGACGAUCUGCCUACCGUCGUCCUACCCGAAUCUCCGAUCAAGCCUAAGCCUCCAAUAGCUUUUGAGAUUCCAGUAGAAGAGUUCGACAGUAGCCGUCGGUCGUCAAACACGCCCCCAGCGCACCUACAACGGCUGCUUCAGCCGCCGCAGCCAGACAUCACCCUUCCUGAUAUAGAAGAGAAACUCGCUGUGGCUGAACAAAGAAGACUAUCUUUACUCCAACAGAGAGCCGCUUCAGCACAGAAAAGGACACAGAAGAUGCUGCGCUCAGCUCAUGCUGUGGACGCAACUAAAACUGAACUGGAGUCCACGGACAUCAACAAACACGUCACGAACACUCUCACCAUUCCUCCAGAGCCUGGUCUGCUCGAAGACAAGACCAUCAGAUAAACAAAAAUCACUUGACCAUAAUUUUUACAAUAAGUCAGAGUUCUACUUGAAUUUUUUUCUAUUCGUAUGCAAUAUUCCUUGAUUAAAUCAAUAUUACAUUAA
Molecule: messenger RNA, 986 nt
Organism: Bombyx mori (domestic silkworm)
Lineage: Eukaryota; Metazoa; Arthropoda; Insecta; Lepidoptera; Bombycidae
Exons: 5
Coding region: 399-884 (161 amino acids)
Biological process (GO): regulation of microtubule polymerization or depolymerization
Source: RefSeq, a predicted model, not a curated record